AUGAAGAGAGAGAGGAAUAAUACAUUAUCAAAUGGGAAAGGAAAGAGAAAAAAAAAUGAUAAUAAUAAGAAUGAUGUUGAUAGUGAAGUGGUAGAUGGGGCGGGGGCCACUAAAGGAGCAGAAGCUUCAGGGCUAAAAAACAAAGAACAAAAAUCGGAAACAAAUGUUGAGAAUUUUAAUCCACAGUUGAGUGCAAGAGAACUGAGAAAAAUACAGUACUAUGAAAAGAUGUUUAAGAAAAUGGAACAGAAAAGAGAAGAACAUAAAAGGGAAGAACAUAAAAGGGAAGAACAUAAAAACGAGGUAGAUAGCAAAGACAAGAAGAAAACCAGCAAUGUAAAAAGGACGAAAAAGGAAAGAGAGAGGACCAGUAAGGGAGGAGAAGUAGAUGAAAUAGAGGCAGCAGCAGAGGUUGGGUCAGAGCUAAGCGCAGAAGGAGAAGAAGUAGGAGAGGGAGAAGACGAAGAAGAUGAGGAAGAUGAAGAAUAUGAGGAAGAUGAAGAAUGUGAAGAAGAUGAAGAAUAUGAGGAAGAUGAAGAAUAUGAGGAAGAUGAAGAAGAGGUGAAAAGAAAAUGGAAGGAAGGCUUCGGUGCUAAGAAAAAUAUCGUUAAAGAAAAGUAUAAGGUUGAAGGAGAAACUGAGAAGAGGAAUAGACAAAAUGAUGUAGAAAAAACAUCAAAGGAUACGAAAAAUGCAAAAAUUGCAGCUCCAAAAAGAAUUCAAACGAAUCAGAAAGUAAAGGAAAGAUGCACGUAUACAAAUUCAUGUGGUAAGGAGAAAGAAGUUGAAACUAAUUUGAUGACAUCCAAUUUUGUACUAACGAACUCAUCAUCUUGUGAUGGUUCAGGUGAGAAUAAAAAUAAAUGGAGAAAAAUAGAAAAUUAUGAAAUAAGAAUGAGAGAAGAGCUAAAUACGAACAAAUGUAUGAAUUCUAAAGUUGAUGAAAUAGGAAACAAUAAAGCGAUUAUGAUGAAAGGAAAGAAAUGUGUUCAGAAUUUAAAUAUGCUAAUGAGUGACAAUGAAAGCGUAGAAGAAAAGAAAUUGAAGGAUAGGAAAAAGGCAAUAUGUACUGAUAGUCAAAACGAACAAAGUAGUGAUUGUUCAACGUACAUACAUAGCAAAACUAAAAUUGUAGAAAUAAGGAGAGUUAAUAAGAUGAAAGAAGAAAAUAGAAAAUGUAGUAGAAACAAAAAGAUGAGUCAUGAAAGGGAGUACGAUUCAGACCAUGCUGUAAAUUAUGAUAAUUCAGUAAGUGAGAUAAUGUUAUUCGAAAUGGAAAAGAAAAGGUUGACACAGGAGAAGACGCAGAAGCUGACGAAAAAAAAGAGUACAAAAAGUGAGAAAAAAAAAAAAUGUUCAGAGGUAGAGAAGAAGAAAAAGAGGGUCCUAAAGAUUAAGAGAAAUUUUUCAGUGAGUUCAAAUAUAAAUGAAUAUUUUUUUGACUCCAGUUCUAUACAUCUAGUGAGUGAUAACAACGCGAGCGCAUAUGAAAAAAAAUUCGAUCAUGGAGAGGACGAUGAGAAGAAAUUCCCAAACUUUAAUAAUAAAAAAAAAAUGUUAUUAAAUUAUUUAACGAACACAAAUGAUGAUGGUGAUAACAAUAAUGAUAUUAGUCAAGUUGAUGGAAAUAUUGCUAGCAGUAGCAAUAAUACCGAAAGGGAGAAUGUCCAUUUUGCUUACUCUGAGAAAUUCCUUGAAUGGAAAAAUAAAAAAAAUGACUUUUCAUUCUCGCAUUCGAACAGCAAAAAUAUAAAAAGAAACAAAUGGCACAUUAUACAUAAUUAUGAUAAACCUUAUGUCGAAACAAAUGAACAAUUUGAUAUGUAUCUUAAUGGUAAAGAAAAUUUUAUAGAUGAACAUAUGAAUAGCAAAUCAAAUAGCACAGAAUAUUUUGUUCAUAGAGAACUAAUAACCAUGAGGAAAAAAUCAUUUUGCGAAAAAAGUUUCAAUAUGAAAUCAAUUCGGCAUAGUAAUGUAAAUAUUAUGAAUGUUAAUAAAAAAUAUGAUGUAAAUUGUUGUAUUAAAAAAUACUUAAAUAAUAUGAAAUAUACAAAUUUAAAAAAAUUAAAAAAAUUGAACAGAGAUAAUUUAAAAUUAUAUGUAAAAUGUUGUACCAAUUUUUUAAACUUUGAUAAAAUGGAUAGCGCCAUUUUGUCCAUCCGGAAAUUUCAGGAAAUUAUACAAAAGGAAUUUAGUGUCGAAUCGAAAUUCCUUUGA
This is a messenger RNA of Plasmodium gonderi, 2217 nucleotides long. RefSeq lists its product as hypothetical. The transcript has a single exon. Lineage: Eukaryota; Apicomplexa; Aconoidasida; Haemosporida; Plasmodiidae. The coding region runs from base 1 to 2217 and encodes 738 amino acids. The record is from RefSeq and is a predicted model, not a curated record.